GCUCUUAUAUUUCAAGUUAAAACUCCACCAGCUCCGAAUCAUAACCCUCGCACACUUCCCGAGAAAAAUAACGGCCGAGCUCGAAGUUGUGCAUUGCACGGUACUUUCUUCGAGAGUGACGAUGAUGAGACCAUCCGUGGUGGCACGGCCACGAAUGAGGCUUCCUGCCGGCGGCUGCUUCUUCUGUUUCGUAGUGGUACUUGGACUCCUCGUUAUGUACGAAAACUUCUGGUUCUUCUCCUCCACGCUCUCCUCAUAUCCUAUGGAUAUGGUGAAGGCCGAUGCAGGAGGAAAACGCAAUGUGGAUCUGUCUUCUGGAGUUUACCACUCAUGGAAGGUGUUCAAGACGGACUACGAAGAGAUGGAGAGGAAGCUGAGGGUCUUUGUGUACCCGGGGGGACACCGCACUCCAAGAAGGCUCACCGGCAAGUACGCGAGCGAAGGGUUCUUCUUCAAGAACAUUCGUGAAAGCCGGUUCGUCACACUCGAUCCCAAUGAGGCUCACCUCUUCUUUCUUCCCGUUUCUUGCCAUAAGCUGCGAGGCCAGGGAGUUUCCUGGGAAGACAUAACCAAUGGCAUCGGAGAUUAUGUUCGGAAUCUGAUGCUCGAGUUCCCUUACUGGAACAGAACACUUGGCGCGGAUCACUUCUUUGUGACUUGCCAUGACAUCGGCGUGAGAGCGACAGAAGGCGCUCCACUUCUUGUAAAGAAUUCGAUUCGUGUUGUGUGUUCUUCAAGUUAUAACAACGGGUAUAUUCCACACAAAGAUGUCGCCCUUCCUCAAGUGAGGCUGCCGUUUUCUUAUCCUCCCGGAGGAAAUGAUGUGAUCACCAGGAAGAUGCUUGGUUUCUGGGCUGGACGAACUGAUUCCGACGUAAGAUCUGCAUUAACGACCGUAUGGAAUGGCGAUGCUGAACUUGAUAUCCAAAACAGCCGAAAGAAUGGAACUACAGGGAAGCAUAACAAGUUUUAUGAGGCUAAAUUCUGCAUAUGCCCUGGAAAGUCGGAAGUCAACAGUCCAUGGAUAGCAGAGUCAAUCCGUUAUGGAUGUGUACCAGUGAUUAUGUCUGACUACUACGACUUGCCUUUCAAUGAUAUCCUGGACUGGCGAAAAUUCUCUGUCAUACUUAAGGAGAGUGAUGUCUAUCAGCUGAAGCACAUUCUUCAGAACAUUUCAGAUGCAGAAUUCAUGGCAUUGCAUCGGAAUUUAGUUAAGGUUCAGAGACACUUCACAUGGAAUACACCUCCGAUGCGGUAUGACGCAUUUCAUUUGGUCAUGUAUGAAGUAUGGCUUCGCCAUCACGCCAUCAAGUAUUGAUUUGUCCUUGUCCAUUCCAACCUUACCUCUGUACAUGAUGAUAUUCUUAAACCCGUCCUGUCUAUGAUCCUUUUGGCACAUUUUUUGAACCAAAGCGCAUGUAUAGCAUUGUAAUUGAUCUAAUUGCUCAUUUGAAGCUCCCACUUAGAAUAUUCUGGACAGAUGGGGAUUAUGUACAGUUGGCAAUGCCAUGCUUUUGAUAGCAGUUUACUCUCUUUUUGAGAGAAGCAUCCUUGUACUCUUCUUCCACAGAUGUUGUUCCUU
Syzygium oleosum is the source of this 1582-nucleotide messenger RNA. Its product is annotated as probable glycosyltransferase At5g03795. Gene Ontology annotation, molecular function: glycosyltransferase activity. The transcript is spliced from 6 exons. The coding region runs from base 122 to 1318 and encodes 398 amino acids. The record is from RefSeq and is a predicted model, not a curated record. NCBI's taxonomy places the organism in Eukaryota, Viridiplantae, Streptophyta, Magnoliopsida, Myrtales, Myrtaceae.